Molecule: messenger RNA, 1239 nt
Organism: Saccoglossus kowalevskii
Lineage: Eukaryota; Metazoa; Hemichordata; Enteropneusta; Harrimaniidae
Product: tachykinin-like peptides receptor 86C-like
Source: RefSeq, a predicted model, not a curated record
AUGGAUAACAACAUCACCGACUAUACAACUGAUUAUUACAACUCGCUGUGUGUUGUUUGUUCGUUACCGUACUAUGCCAGUUACGCAGAUAGCAUUACAAACGAAAUCUGUUAUAAUUAUACCUAUACAUAUGAUGAACUCAUCAAUUACACGUACUCAUAUGAUUGUCCACAGUUAUAUAUACCCAACAACAUUUUCAGUACAGCUUCGAGGAUCGCUACAUCAUUUGUAUUCAUACUAACCGUCGUGUUGACUAUUGUCGGCAAUAGUGUUGCUAUCUGUAUUCUGUCUUUCGGAAAUCGUGUUAGAACCAAUUUCAAUACUUUUCUCAUCAACCUCGCUGUCUCGGAUCUGGCUAUGGGAGCGCUAUGUAUGCCGUUUACUACAAUUCAAAUGGUGAUUGAAAAAUGGCCGUUUGGUGAUUUUAUGUGUCCGUUUGUCUCUUUCAUCCAACAGGUUUCUGUGACUGUCAGUAUAUGUACCCUAACAGUGAUCGGCAUCGACAGAUAUCUAGCAGUAGUACAACCUAUGCGAAACAGGAAACCAUCCUCGAAGCCAAUUCUUGUAAUAUCAUUAAUAUGGCUGGUAUCAUGUCUACUCGGCAUAUUCCAACUUGUCACUGCCAGAACCAAGGCAUACCCCAUGAAUACAGGCGAGAUUAUAUAUGAUUGCGACGAACGAUGGAAUGACCCUGUGCAACAGAGUGCCUAUGAAGUAUUCGUUAUUGUUUCAACUUACGUCAUUCCACUUAUAAUAUUAUCUGCAACAUAUUCAGCUGUGGUGAAGGUUCUUUGGGCGAGGCAAAUACCCGGAAAUGGCGACAAACUACGUGACCAUCGACAUUCCCAGUCAAAACUAAAAGUUACAAAGAUGUUAAUGGCGAUCGUAAUAUUAUUUGCAUUAUGCUGGUUACCACUGCAUUGUUUUAUUCUGACUACUAUGUUCCAUAAUACAAUUCUAGAAGAUCCUAGCGUCCGUUCUAUCGCCAUCGGUGUUUAUCUGUUCUCACAUUGGCUUGCGAUGGCGAACAGCUUUAUCAACCCUUUCAUUUAUACCAUUUGUCAUGAAGGAUUUCGAGCAGACCUGAGAAACUUCUGUACACUCUGUCGGCGUGGUGGCAUGGACUGUGUCUCGCAUCUGACAUCACCAAGAAAUGCAAUUCCAUCAUGGAGAUCGUCAUCUAGAAAAACGCCAACAGCAAGUAGCAGCUGCAGAACCAUAAAAACCUUAGCGAUUUGA